Messenger RNA from Octodon degus (degu), 2771 nucleotides. It is a transcript of the gene Hoxa9, whose product is annotated as homeobox A9. Gene Ontology annotation, molecular function: DNA-binding transcription factor activity, RNA polymerase II-specific; RNA polymerase II cis-regulatory region sequence-specific DNA binding. Gene Ontology annotation, biological process: anterior/posterior pattern specification; DNA-templated transcription; embryonic skeletal system morphogenesis. NCBI's taxonomy places the organism in Eukaryota, Metazoa, Chordata, Mammalia, Rodentia, Octodontidae. Bases 814 to 1632 code for a protein of 272 amino acids. Gene Ontology annotation, cellular component: nucleus. The record is from RefSeq and is a predicted model, not a curated record. The transcript has 2 exons.
CGCCGCUGUGGCAGGGACAGUGCUACUCUGGGACGGAUACUGAGUUGAAUUUGACUUUUCGCGGCCGGAGGGGGGUAGGCGUACAUCUCCCGAGGACCACAGGGAUUAUUUACAGGGAGUUCGCCGACCAAACACAACAGUCUAAUUUAACCUUUCCAAGUCCUCGUAAAUUUUUACAGCUGGGAGCCACGGCGAAGGCAAACGAAUCUGUUGGUCGUUCCCGACUUCACACCAGCCCGUGUGGCUUCUGAAACAAUAACUCCUUAUGAAAUAUCAUAAAUAUAGAUUUAAAUACAGUAGAGCGAGAAUGCGAUUUGGCUGCUUUUUUAUGGCUUCAAUUAUUGUCUAAUUUUAUGUGAGGGGCUCUGCUGGCCGCACUUACACGCGGGACCAGCGCCUUCCUGAUGGCGUGAUUAAUUGUGAUAUAAAAUAGUCCGCUUAAGAAGUGUGUCUGGCGGGGGGGGCGGGUAGCGUCCACAGGCAAAGCCAAAUUUGAUCUUUUAAUCUUCGUUGGCCACAAUUAAAACAAACCCGAUCGUGGAACGCCGCGAUCCCUUUGCAUAAAAACAUAUGGCUUUUGCUAUAAAAAUUAUGACUGCAAAACACCGGGCCAUUAAUAGCGUGCGGAGUGAUUUACGCGUUAUUGUUCUGCCGGGCGGGCACGUGACGCGCACGGCCAAUGGGGGCGCGGGCGCCGGCAACUUAUUAGGUGACUGUACUCCCCCCCCCUGGUGCCACCAAGUUGUUACAUGAAAUCUGCAGUUUCAUAAUUUCCGCGGGUCGGGCCGGGCCGGCCAGGCGCGGGGCACGGCAAUGGCCACCACCGGGACCUUGGGCAACUACUAUGUGGACUCGUUCCUGCUGGGCGCGGACGCCGCCGACGAGCUGGGAGCCGGCCGCUAUCCUCCCGGGGCCCUGGGCCAGCCACCUCGGCAGGCAGCUGCGCUGGCCGAGCACCCCGACUUCAGCCCGUGCAGCUUCCAGUCCAAGGCGGCGGUGUUCGGCGCCUCCUGGAACCCGGUGCACGCGGCGGGCGCCAACGCCGUGCCCGCAGCCGUGUACCACCACCAUCACCACCACCCCUACGUGCACCCCCAGGCGCCCGUGGCGGCGGCCGCGCCGGACGGCAGGUACAUGCGCUCCUGGCUGGAGCCCGCGCCCGGGGCGCUCUCCUUCGCGGGCUUGCCCUCCAGCCGGCCUUAUGGCAUUAAACCUGAACCGCUGUCGGCCAGAAGGGGUGACUGUCCCACGCUUGACACUCACACUUUGUCCCUGACUGACUAUGCUUGUGGUUCUCCUCCAGUUGAUAGAGAAAAACAACCCAACGAAGGCGCCUUUUCCGAAAGCAAUGCUGAGAAUGAGAGCGGAGGAGACAAGCCCCCCAUCGAUCCCAAUAACCCGGCGGCCAACUGGCUCCAUGCGCGCUCCACGCGGAAGAAGCGCUGCCCGUACACCAAGCACCAGACGCUGGAACUGGAGAAAGAGUUUCUGUUCAACAUGUACCUCACCAGGGACCGCAGGUACGAGGUGGCGCGCCUGCUCAACCUCACCGAGAGGCAGGUCAAGAUCUGGUUCCAGAACCGCAGGAUGAAAAUGAAGAAAAUCAACAAGGACAGAGCAAAAGAUGAGUGAUGCCAUUCGGGUGCAUUUAUUAAAAAAAAAAAAAAGCAAGCUAGGGAGAAAGAGAAAGGACUGCCUGUCUCCUUCUUUCUCUCACCAUACUCCACCUCCACCACCCCACACAAAGCAGCUCUAAACCCCAGGCCUCAUCUCCCCCCUGGCAAACCCUGCUCAGGCUGGCUCCUAGGUCUGGCGCUUUGAUGGAGGAGGUAUUGUAAGCUUUCCAUUUUCUAUAAUUGGGGGGGGGGACAUUAGCGCUGAUGGCUGCGUGUGCUAGCUUGUAUAUAUUUUUAAAGAAUCUACCUGUUCCUGACUUAAAAGAAAAAAAAAAACUACCUUUUUAUAAUGCACAACUGUUGAUGGCGGGCUGUAUAGUUUUUAGUCUGUGUAGUUAAUUUAAUUUGCUCUUCGUGUGGCAGGGCGAUCUGCUGAGAUACUUGAACACUGUGUUUUAUUGUGGUAAUUAUGUUUUGUGACUCAAACUUCUGUGCUGGGUGACGCACCCCUUGUGAUUGUGAAAGCUAGAAUUCAAUUUUAACUCAGGUUGUUUAUGAGGGGAAAACAGUUGCAUAGAGUAUAGCUCUGUAGUGGGAUGUCUCCUGUAUAACUAGGCUGUUAACCUAUAAUUGUAAACUAGCUGUAAGGAUUUCCCAGUGAAAUAAAUUUUUAAAAAGGGAGAAGAGUUCUGGAUGCAUAGGUUCAUGGUUUCUCCACUUUUGAAAUGCAGGCAUCUUAGUUUUUAUGUGUUCUAUAGUGCGCUAUAGGCCUUUCUUGCCCACUGUAUAUACAAUCUAUAUAUUGAAGAAAAAAGUUCAUAAUCAGAGAAGCUUGAAUAUUGUUUUUGCACCACAGAAACAGCAAGGAAAUUUGGAGCUAUACAUAUGUGCAGAAAGUUACUACCUAUGGUUUAUGCUUAAUUUUAAUUGGAAAAAAUGAAUGCUUAUUGUAAUGGAGUCAGUUUUAUUGUUAAUAAAUUAUACACCAUGAAACCGCCAUUGGGCUACUGUAGAUUUGUAUUCUUGAAUCUCGGGUUUCCAUCUGGCUGAACAUACACUGUAUAUUUUGCAAUAGUUACCUCAAGGCCUACUGACCAAAUUGUUGUGUUGAGAUAUUUAACUUUUUGCCAAAUAAAAUAUAUUGAUUCUUUUCUA